UCAGAUUACAAGGCCCCACAUGCCUCUUGAUGUACCUGGACAUAGAUUUUUUGUUGGCAAUAGGAGAACAUUUUUGACAAUAGCAUCUGGGGAAAAGAAUUUGGCAAAUGCAUCACUUCUCAAUAAGGAGUUGCAUAGGAAAAAGAAGCAAACCGGCAAUCAGGUUCAUUUAGCAAGAAAUAUGUCAUUAACGUUAAUUUAAUAGUAUUUAAAUGUGUGUUUUUUUUAUAAUAUGUAAUUCAAAUAUUGAAAAACUUGAAAGAAAAUGAAGAAAUGAAGUAAAGAAGACAGAAGAUUAUCUGAAAGAAGAAGAAGAAGAAGAAGAAGAAGAAGAAGAAGAAGAAGAGGAAGACCGAAGAGGAUGAAGAACAUAAUUGUUUUCUAAUACAUUCCUUGUUUAAUUAAAAUUCGCUUAUUUAAUUAAUUAUCAAGUUAAUAAAGAAGAAAGAAAACCGAAAAGCUCCUACGACCCAUAAUUUUCUAAUCAUUAGUAUAUAAAUCUUCAAAUCUUGAAAAUCUGGCCUAAUAAAAAAAAUAAAAAUUGCAGCUACGUGUCGCUAUGGAUCAAUUCGAAUCAUCGUACCGACAGCGUUUUGAGACUGACACUGAAAAAGUUUAUGUUUGUUCAUAUUUUUAAUUGUAAAGUUGCUCAGGUGACGAACAUCUACCUCAUCGAUAAAAACCUUAAAGAUGCCCUGGCAGGUUUCCUGAAAAUAUCCAUGAAUGUCUUAAGAAAUCCCAUCUUUGAAAAGAACAAGGAGUUCAACCAAACUUUAAAAGAGAGCAUCACCCGAUUAUUAUGGACCUUUUACUCAAAAUACCAUUUUUACUUAAAACCCAACUUCACAAGAGACGAAGUCUGGAGGUCCAUUUAUACGCUAUUGGACCUAGAGCUACCCACCAGCCUCCCUGAAUUCUUUAAUGAUUUUUUAGAUCAUGUGAAAAAAUUGUUUCCUCCUAAACUGGUUGAACCGGAAGUGCCUUAUUACAUUGAAAACCUUGAAGAUUUCCAAGCAAAAAGGCGAUUAAAUGAGGAUUGUAUAUUAGUAGAGGAACCAGUUGUGGUUGAUCUUUGCAGCAGUGAUUCCGAGGACGAGAGAACAAAACCGACCUCAAAAGAGUCUAAGGGUACUAGUAUACCAAAACAGCAGCCCAUUUUAUUGUCUUCAGAGAGCGAAGAUGAAUCGAACCAUCAAGAUAGAAGGAGAAGAAAGGUCUAUAAAGAGGCGGGAGAGAAAGCGAGAAAAGAGGAAGAACCUCAGGUUCAGACCGGUAAUAUUGCGGAAUAUGUCACACAACAGGCCAAGAUGUUUAUUGAUAAUAUUCGGAAACUGACUGGGAGGGAUGAUUUCACCAUCAAGAGCGUCAAUGGCAAACUGGAAGUUUGUCUGGAGCCACCUGACGCACCUUCUAUUAAUAAUAAACUCGUUCAACAAGAUGUACCUGCUCCCCCAGAUUUAAGACCCCAAGACAAUCCAUCUGCAAUUACAUUUGCUGCUGAAAAUACUCUUUUAUCGGAUCAAACUCAAGACAAUAGCACCUCUGUACUCCCGACACUUCCAGACCGAACUAUUAUAAAAGAAAACGUUUUAGAAAAGCCCUCCAAACCCUGUGAUAAUCUCUCAACUUUAGACUUUAAUAAUAGUAGUGAAGAAAAGCGAACUGUAACUACCUCUUUAACAGUGAGUGGGGCAAAAGAUAAAACCGGAGAAGACGUUUUACUGGCGGAAUCUGACGAAGAUAAGAACUGUCCUGAAAGUGAGGAUCUUGAUGAGGAUUUUUUACUGGGGGAUGUCGAUCAACAUUUAUCCGGCCAAAUAGUUGACGAAGAACGUUUUUUAUCAAUGCCUGAGGGUGGAUCUUCAACAAAAUCAACGGAAAGGGAGGCAGUGGUUCCUAAAGAUAAAGACAAGAAAGUAGUAGAAAGUUGCCAACAGCUUGAUGAAAAACCAAAUGAAAAUCUUGAAUCGUCGCUCAUUAGUACUUCAGAUGAAGGUGUGGUGGUUAUAGAUGAUAAGGAAGUGCUUGAAAAUGCAGAAUCUACAAUUGAACCAUCACAGACAAAUUCUAUACAUCAGGAAAUCCAGAGUGAUAGUACAGAAAACUUGAUUGGGACGCUUGAAGAAGACUCCUUGAUAACAGAUAAUAAUGAUUCAUCAAAAACGUUUCUAAAAGAUGAACCAAUUGAAAGCGAUUCUCUUGCAAAACAAACUAUUUCCAAUAAGGACAAAUUAGUGGCAAAUGUGGAAGUCCCGGAAGAAGAAUUGUCUUAUGAUAAAAGCAAUACUUUUCCUGGCCAAAACGUGAACAAUAUAGAAAUAAAUGAGGAAAAGGCAUCUAUGUCAACUGAAGAAGAAACUGCUCCUGAAACUCUCAAUCGUAAAAAACACAAUGCAGCCAAGCAUGAAAUAUUGACUGAACACAUUUUAGAGCCAAAUGAAGAAAAACAUCUAGAAACUAGUUUCACAUUAGCCAAUAAUAUCACAGUCUCAGAGGAUCAUAAAGUUUUAACUGUUUGUUCCCAAGAAAUUUUUCCAGUUGCUGUUUCAAUUAAAGAGACAGAAAUCACACCUGAAUUAACCAUUAAAGACUCUCAGGAGGGGGUUCAAUUACAAUACGACUCAAACGCCACAGUAAAAACAUCUUUUGCAGAUUCAAAAGUUGAUUCAGAAGUGAUUUGUGACAGAGUCGUAGAGGAGUCUAAGGAAGCUACUGAAGUCAAAGAGCAAGAAACAUGUUUUGUCAAAGAAAAAGUUGAUCCAGAGGUGUUUACAGACUUGGAAACAAAAGAAAAUGUGGGUGAUAGAGUCCUAGAGGAGUCCAAGAGAGUUACUGAAGUCCCAGAUCAAGAAACAUAUUUUACAAAAGCAAAAAUUGAUCCCGAAGUGGUUACGAAUCUGGAAACAACACAAGAUGAGGAUGAUAAAGUUCUAGAGGAACCCAAGGGAACUACUGAAGUCCCAGAUGAAGAAAAUUAUUUGGCUAAAGCAAAAGUUGAUUCAAAAGUGUUUACAGAGCUAGAAAUAUUAGGAAAUGCGGAUGAUAAAGUUCUGGAGGUGUUCAAGGGAGCUACUCAAUCCUCAGAGCAAGAUUCAGGAGUGAUUACAAAGCUGCAAACAACUGAAAAUUUGGAUGUUGCAGUCCUAGAGGAGUCCAAGGGAGAUACUAAAGACUUAGAGCAAGAGACAUAUUUGGCUGAAACAAAAGUUGAUCCAGAAUGGAUAACAAAGCUGGACACAACAGGAGAUGUGGAUGUUAGGGUCCUAAAGGAACCUUUGGGAGCUCCUAAGGUCCCAGAACAAGAAACAUAUUUUGCCCAAGCAAAAGUUGAUUCAGAAGUAAGUACAAAUCUGGAAACAACGGGAAAUAUGGAUGUUCGAGACUUAGAGAAGCCUUUGGGAGCUACUGAAGUCUCAGAGCAGGAAACAUAUUUUCCCAAAGUAAGAGUUGAUCCAGGAAUGAUCACAGAGCUUGAAACACCACUAAAUGUGGACGAUAGAGUCCUAGAAAAGUCCAAGGGAGCUACUGAGGUUCCAGAGCAAGAAACAUUUUUUGACCAAGAAAAACUUGAUUCAGAAGUGAUUACAGAACUGAAAGCAACAAAAGACGUGGGUGUUAGAGUCAUAGAGGAGUCCAAAAGAGCUACUGAAGUUCCAAAGCAAGAAACAUUUUUUGUCAAAGCAAAAGUUGAUUCAGAAGUGAUUACAGAACUGGAAACAACAGAAAAAGUGGAUGUUAGAGCCCUAGAGGAGCCUCUAACUGAAGCCUCAGAGCAAGAAACCUUUGGAAACCUGGAAUCAUCAUCUCUUGCAAAUAUAACCCUUGAUGAAUCCAAGAGUAACCCAUUAGAUGAAUUUAAAGGGCCUCUAAACAUGGAACCAUUAAAGACAACUAUCGUUGAUAAAGUUUUGGAUGAGUCCAUAGGGAUGAUUAAACACCUUAAUAGCUUAGAACCAGUAAAAAAAUCUACUGCACAUGUUGCACCUGAACUAAAAGAAAACAUGAAACCAGAAUCUAAGGCAGAUGACCUUAUAGUGGCUCCAGAAAUUGCCCCUAAGGAAGAUACUUUUAAAACUCAACUGGUUCCAGUUGAACCUAACAAACUAGAUAAUGCUAGAGAACUUGCCCCCCUGGUUCGAGAAUACCCUGUAGUUGAACAAAAAAGCCGUGAGACGGUUUUAAGUUCAAGGCCAAGUGAAGAACUUACCCCAAGAGCCUGGCCUCAUAAGACAGCCGUUACAGCUGCUACAUUGAAUACAGAAAACAAGAGAAAGUCUAAUAGAAGAAAGAAAACCGUGAAGCCUGUUAAAGUGACUCAAAAACUCAAACCUCAGACGAGUUCAACUGUUUCAGUGGAUCCUGGUUUGUUAGAGAAAUGUAAGCUUAUAGUGCAGGCCUUGAAUCAAAUUAAUAUUUCUGAAGAAGUGGCCGCUGAAGACCCUAAUAAAUCUGAAGAAACUAGGGAAAACCAGACUGUAAAUACUUCUGAACCUAAAGAGUAUCCUGAUAAAAAUCUUGAAACUUCUUCUUCUAAGGACCGCUCACCCGGUGGUGCAGCUAUACACGUUCAUAACUCACAAGAAUGUACUGUAAAAGAGCCUGAAAAUACUGAAACUAAACUAGGACAUAGUAGUAUCCCUGUAUCUGACAAUCCUCCAGUAGAUUUCCCUCCGCCAAUACGUCAAAGAAACCCCAACAUAACAAUUUUAUCGAACAUCGUGGUGAAAAAGACGAUCCCCUACACGAUAAACACAGAUCCGAUAAGAAAAGCCGAAUUAGUUCAGUUAAGCGGCGAGGAAACUAGAACCAGUUUCACACCGCAGACCAAUAAAGUACGCACCGAGGAAGAUCUGAGAAAUAUCGCGGCGGAUGAAACGGUGGCUUACGUGGAGGGUUUCGGCUCGUUUACCCAAAAGCAGUACAUGUCCAGGGAGACCCACGUGAACAAAUACACCGACCCCAAAGAAUAUAUCCAGAAGGCCAAAGAGGCGGUUUGGAGUGAAUCGUCCACGUUGACUUUUAGUAGCGGCGAGCAGUUGUCUUUGAAUGCGAACGUCGUGUCUAGUAGUGGAAUCGCUGACGUUAGCACCCCGGUUGUUGAGACUGCGAAAUUUGAGACUGGCAAUGAGGAGUUUAGGACGCCAAUUGAUGCACUGUUAGCUGCCUCAAUGUCUAGUGGAAGCGAAAAAACUGCACCAGUAGAGUCAGUGGUGAAUUACGCUUUUAUUCAUCAAAGUAUGGUGGAGCCGGCGAAGAUACCGUUCUUUGAAGAACCCCAUUGUGCGGACAAAUUAAUUACCCUAGCAGGGGUGUGCUCGCUGCAAUACAGUAACGAUGUUCACAGUACCACCGAUGUGCCGUCAAACAGUCCGGACGCUUCCGAUUCGAGCGAUUCCGAGUCCAAGUUAAGAAUCGACGAGGGUUGGACUAAAGCGCCUGAAGUGAAAAAUCCUGAGAAAAUUGAGGUUAAAACACCCAGACGGUAUCGGACGAAGGCGGAAUUAAAAUGUUUAAGUUUGGAUGAGAAGAUCACUUCUUCUUCGGAGGAUGAUGUUCCAUUAACUGCCAGAAUUCACCUAGGUGUAUUUCCGCUGAGUAAUAAGGCGAUUCCUCACGAUUGGUAUCGUUGUUUUAGAAAAACCCUUCAAAAACGGGAAAUCAUUCGGAGGGGCCGCAAGCCGUCCAGCCUGGCGACCCAGAAGACCCCACCGUCCACCCCAAAAAGAGGCCGAGGGGGCAGACAGCCGACGCUCAGAAGAAGCCAUUCACAAAAAACUUCUACGGAAGUACAGAAAAAAAAUCCCGAAUCAAGUUAUACGUCUAAACUACGUUCGCGAUCGAAGUCCACAAGCGAUAAGGACAAAAACGCUAUUGAGGAGCUGCUUAUCCAAGAGGAAGAAUUAGUUUCCAAGCCCCCAAAGCGUAGAGGGCCUAAACCUAAGAAACCUACUAAAGAAACUCCGGUUUUAGUGCAAGAGGAACCCGUCCCUGUACCCAUAGAAAAACCAAAAGAACCCCCAUUAAAGUCAACGCUACUGCAGCCAUAUUUAACAGAAGAAAUCUCUUUGUCGCCAAUCCCUCCACCAAAAAAACGCUACUCCAAACCCAACCACCCUUACUUAGCGAACAACAUUGCCAGACUGCAAAAAAUCCUCGGAACAAGCGUCACCGAGUAUCCCCCAGUGGCAAAUUUACCAAAAUCAGACCCAGAACCCAACGAGGAGGCGAAUAUUUUAAUGAUCCGACAUACGGCCGAUUUUAUCAGCAAAAACGUCUCGGAAGUGAAGUCGGAUUGUGACAAAGAGAGCGCGGACACAGCAAAUCCGUUAGUACAAAACCCUUUGGUGUCCAUAGCGGAGGUAAUCGAGGAAUCCAGGACGACUGAGCCGCGAUUCGAUUACUCCAUCGCCAGUUUACUUAAAGACAAAGGGGGAGAGUCGAGGCGGGCCAGUGUAGACCACCAUUAUCCGGAUCCAGAGCCAAUUACUCAAUACCCGAUCUACAAUGGCGAGGCUUACCAUGAUAUAAAUAAACAAGAGUAUUAUAGUACCGAGGUGGAAUCCUGCAGGAAACCAGACGAAAGUUUUUAUGGAUACGAGGAGGAAGUUGUCACCAAUUUCGAUCCAGACAAAGAAAACCAGAACAAAAUUUACGACUAUAGCAUGCAAAAACCACUCGAGAGAUUCCCACCAGAUGGGGGCAAUAUUUGCAAUGAGCAAAUCUCUGCCGUUAGGCCAUUCUUUGAUUCCACUUUACACGCGAGUGUCUUUAUGCCUGCGAGUGACUCUUUGCAACAAAGCCAUACGGUUUCGUAUCCACCUUCAGAGGAACCUGCUCCUCUCCAAGAUUUCCAGCAAGAAAAGCCAUUUAGCGCGGAAAUCCCUAAAAAAGAACUGAAGAACUUGGCCGACAAGAUCGUAGACAAUCUGAUUUUAGGUGGAAACCUCACGGAAGAUGGCAGCAUGGUAGCGAUGUUGCCGGGGGGCUCCCAAACUAAGGUGGAAGUGAUUUGUGACCACUUAAAAACUAAAAAAAUGGCCGAAAAGAUCAAAGGCGUGAAGGACCCAAGCGAUACCGUUAAACCAGAAGAAGAACAACAUAGAAAACGCUCCAAGGAAUUGAUAGUGGAUUUGCCGAGGUCCAGGGAGAGCAGCGUGGAGUCCAUUAAGGAAGCUUUCAAGCUGAAAGCGCCAAGCGGGGAUGGAAAUGACACAAAAUCCAGGAACCGCAGGAAAUCUUCGGAUCAGAGGCGGCGUCUGGGCAGCAAACGUAAAUUAACUUCGGAAGUUAUAUUGGCAAGUGAAGAUGACGACGGCAAAAAAGACCACUCAAACGAAGUUUUUGGAGCUAAUAAGAACCGUGGAGAAGGAUCCAAGAUAACAAGAGAAGAAGAAAAUAAAACAGUAGAUCUACUUAAGUCCAAAAGACCCCGACCUAUACCAGAAGAGCCUCAAGGAAGCGGGAAAGGCCUUAGAAAGCCAAAUUCUGACUCUAACCUAGAUGCCGAGUUGGAUCUUUUAACCCCUAAGGAAUCAUCUAAGAUACAAGAGACAUCUUUAAUAAAAGACAAUUCUUGUGGUGAAGUCAAGAAGAACCGCUCAAAGGUAGCAACAAAAAAUCUAGAAUUAAGUGAAUCAUUAGAAAAAGUCGAGGUGGUAACAGUAGAUACUGAGCAUAAAAGCGGUCCUUCCAAACCACCAAUGGAACCAUCUAAUCCACUUUUAAUCACCAGCAAUGAAACUAAGAUUGAGAAAGCUGAUAUUGAAAGAAGACCAGGACGUUCCAAGGCGAAUGUGUUAGAAAAAGAUAAAAUUGCCGAUACACCUGAGACCGAUAAGGAACCAUUUAAAAACCAUGAAAUUAGCAAAGACUUACUGCAUUCAAAUAGUAACUUUGAAACAGUAACAAGCAGCAGUAGUAGUGAUUUAUUAGUAAAAGGGACUGAAAAACCUGGUCAGACAGUAGAAGAGCUCUCCAAGAGGGACAUCGCAUUUGCUAAAAGAGAGUCACUAACAAAAGAUUCGUCUAAGCAUCAGGAUUCCUCCAAAAAGUCACCGCAUUCCAGUCUAACAGGACCAAGUGAAGAACAGGUCUUUGAAAAGCACGAGGGAGACGAGUCAUCCGAAAAUCAUCCAGAUUUAAUGCACGGAGAGACACGAACAACAUUGUCAAACAAUCAGAAAACUAACCUGUCUAAUUCAGAUACAGCAGAAAAUAAAUUGGAGAACUUCAAUGCUAUAGCAGAAAAUUUUGAGGGUGAAAUGUUGCUUGUAGAAAGAGAAGAAACAGCUACUGAAAAGCCUUCUGAAAACCAAAAACCACUCGAGAAAAAAGAACAGGAAGAGGUUGAGACAGUGAAGAAGAUUCUUGAAGAAACUCCUGAAGAAAAAGAAUCAAUCAGUGGUGAAGCAGAAGAAACGGCUAUAAAGAAACCUAAUACUGAUGUAGAUAAGUCAAGUGAUUCGCAGGAAACCGUUAGUGAUACCUUAAAAACAAGUGAUGUCAUUGAAUCACCCAACGUCCAAGAUUACAGUAAAGAGUCACUAGAUUCGACUAAAACAAUAAAUGAUUCGUUAGAAAAGGAUAACAUUAACUUCAUGGAGAAACCUUAUGAAGUUGCUCCUAAUGGUAGAAGAGGUCGCUCCAAGGCGAAAAUUGAAUCAUCCAAGAGUAGUGAUUCAAGUAUAGAGCCGCGAGAUUUAAAAGCAGUAACCAGUGAAUCACUUGAACAUCAUAAAGUUAAAGAAGCUACUGCUACAGUAGAAAAACCUUGUGGGGUAAGUACUGAUGGUAAAACAGAUUAUUCGAGGGUAAAAGAUGAAUCAGUUGAAACUCUUAAUUCGAAUAUAAUCAGAAGUGACUCAUUAGAAAAGGAGAAAGAGUCAAUGAUUUUAAAUAGAGCCCUCAAUGACUCAUUAGAAACUCUUGAUAAAAGAUGUUGUUCCACAGCAAAAGAUGAAUCAUUAACGAGUGAUAAUUACAGUAAAGAUUUAAAUAUAACCACGAGUGAUUCAUUAGAAAAGGAUAAAGAGUCACUGGUUUCAAAUACCACAAAAAAUAAGUCAUCAGAAAAACAGAAAAAGCAAAAUGUGAGUCUUGAGGUGACUUCUGAUGACAGAAGGGGUCGAUCCAAGGCGAAAAAUGAAUCAUCCAAAAGUAGUGAUUCGAGUAAAGGUUCAUUGCAUUCAGGUAUAACCAAGAGUGAUUCAUUAGAAAAGGAUAAAACGUCACUGGCUUCACAUACAAUCAAAAAUGAAUCAUUAGAACAGAAGAAAAUGCAAAAUGUGACUUCUGAAGUGACUCCUGAUGGUAGAAGAGGUCGCUCUAAGUCGAAAAAUGAACAAUCCAAAGGUAGUGAUUCAUUGCAAUUAGAUAUAACCAAGGGUGACUCAUUAGAAAAGGAUAAAGAGUCACUGGCUUUGCAUACAAUCAGGAAUGAGUCAUCAGAAAAAGAGAGAAUGGAAAAUAUGACUCUUGAAGUGACUCCUGAUGGUAGAAGAGGUCGCUCUAAGUCGAAAAAUGAACGAUCAAAAAUUAGCGAUUUGAGUAAAGAUUUAUUGCAAUUAGACAUAACCAAGGGUGACUCAUUAGAAAAGAAUAAAGAGUCACUGGCUUUACAUACAACCAAAACUGAGUCGUCAGAAAAAGAGAAAAUAGAAAAUACGACUCUUGAAGUUACUCCUGAUGGGCGAAGAGGUCGCUCUAAAGCGAAAAAUGAAUCAUUUAAGAGUAGUGAUUCGAAUAAAGAGUCACUAGAUUUGAAUGCAACAAUCAGUGAUUCACUUAAACACGAUAAAGGUAAUGAGGCCAUUACUACACUAGACAAAUCUGACGGAGCAGUUGCUUGCAGUGUAAAGAGUCGUUCGAAAGCAAAAAAUGAAUCAGUCAAGACUCUUAAUUCAUAUAUAACCAAAAACGACUCAUUGGAAAAAGAUAAAGAGUCAAUGGUUUCAAAUACAACUCCCAAUGACUCAAUAGAAACUCCUGAGAAAAGGAGUUCUUCCAGGACAAAAGAUGCCUCACUAAAAAGUGAUAAUUCCAAUAAAGACCCAUUGCAUUCAGAUAUAACCAAGGGCGAUUCAUUAAAAAAGGAUAAAGGGUCAAAUAUAACCAAACAUGAGUCAUCAGAAAAAGACAAAAUAGAAAACAGAGUUCGGUCCAAGGUAAAAUCCGAGUCAUCCAAGAGCUACAAUUUAGGCAAAGAGUCGCUGCAUCCGAAUAAAUCCAUCACUGACUCAGAGCACCAUAAAAUUGUCGGAGAGAAAUCCUGUGAAGAAAGUUCUGACGGUAGAAAAGGGCGUUCCAAAACAAAAAACGAAUUGUCCAAGAGUCACUCCAAUGACUCAUAUAAAGAUAAAAUUAAAAACGAUGUUACUUCUGAAAGUAGAAGGGGUCGUUCCAAGGCAAAAGAUGAUUCGUCCAAGGGUCGUCAUGACUCACAUAGUGAAUCAGUAAAUGUAAUCAAUAGCGGAGAAAAGGAUAAAGUGGAAAAUCUUUGUGAAGCGACUUCUGACGGCAGAAAAAGCCGUUCCAAAGCAAAAGCUGAAUCAUCUAGGGGUCAUUUCAAUAAAGAGUCAAUGGUUGUGGAAAAAGUGGAAAAACUCUGUGACAUUAAAAAAAGCCAUUCCAAAGCAAAAGAUGAAUGUUCCAAGAGUCAUAAUUCAAGUGUAACUAAUAGUGAUUCAGUAGGAAAGGAAAAAGUUGAUAAAUUAUUUGCUGCAAUGGAAAAACCUUGUGAUGUUACUCCUGAUGAUAAAAAAGGGCGUUCAAAGGCAAAAGAGGAAUCAUCUAAAAGUCAUGGUUCACUGCUCGGUGACGCAUUAGAAAAAGAUAAAAGUACAGUAGAAAAACCUGGUGAAGGAACCUCGGACAGUAGAAGGGGACGCUCGAAGACAAAACAUGAAUCAUCCAAGAGUCACGAUUCAAAUAAACACUCACUGCAGUCAAACAUUAAUGACUCAUUAGAAAAAGACAAACUUGAUAAAGUGGAAAAACUUUGUGAAGCAAAAAAUGAAUCACCCAAGAAACGCGAUACAAACGUUGACUCACUGGAAAAAGAGAAACCCCAGGCAGAUUCCAAAAAAGUUGAACAAGAAGGUGAGCCUCGACGUGGAAGGUCAAAAUCCUCUACAGAGUCUACUAUAGGGUUUCCAGAAGACACCACAGGAUACCGUAGAGGCAGAUCUAAAACCCCUCGGUUGGGCGAGGUUAAAAACGACGAAAAAACCUUAUCAAACCGGAAGAGAAAAUCUACUGAAAACGGACAUAGUGUUGACCGGAAGAAAGGGAGAACUGAUAAGUUGGAUGGUAGCAAAGAGGAUGAGAAACAUACCAAGGACCGUGGAGUAACCGAGAAUAAAGCGGAAGAAAAGUCAAAAUCACUUAAGGAAGAUAAGAAGAGGGCAAGUAAAGAAGAUGAUAGGGGUUCAAGAAGUAAAGAGCGACGCUCUAAGGAGGCAAAACCCGAAGAAAGCGCGAAAAGUAAAAAUGUUAAAGAGGAAGUGAGAAAAUCGGAGGACAAAAAAACUGAAGAUGCGAAAGUCAAGGAAAAAGUGUCCAAGGAAAAACGCCAUUGUUCGGUGGAACAUGAAGGAAAAUCCGUUGAGAAGGGCAAACGUAAACUGGAACACGCUACUGAAUCGGGAAAAAAGCCGAGACGCAAACGAGACGAACACAAACACAAAACCGCAACAGAAGAAAAAAUCAAGCAUAAAGACUUGGAACAGAAAGAAAGAAACCUGUCCGAGACGGCCAAUGCUGAAUCAAAAAACUUUCAUGCGAAAAAUUUCCCAGCAAAACAAGGCGACGAAGAUUCAAAUGGUAAACCUUUGACUAAAGAGUUGAGCGAUGAAGCCAAAAAAUCCAACGAACGUUUAAAGUCUAAAUCGCGAUCCGAAGAAAAAUCCACGACAAAAUCGGAACACUUCAGAAGCCCUAAAGACAAGAAACAGUCAAUAUUCAAACCGGACGAGAAGAGAAAAGUCGCAGAGAGCGUCAAAUUAUACUUGAGAGAAACCCUUGAGACUGUAAAGUCCAAAAAUGUCACUGAGACAAGUUGUAAGGUUGAAGAGAAGCCGAAGGAGGACUCUGGGAUCUCUAUAAAGCCUAGAAAUGCGGCAGAGAAGAGUCAUAAGGUCGAAGAGAAACCCAAGGACCAUGGGGUGUCUGUAAAGCCUAAAAAUGUGAUGGAGAAAAGUCAUAAACUGGAAGAGAAGCCUAAGGACUCUGAGGUAUCUGUAAAGUUUAAAAAUGUCACAGAGAAGAUCCAUAAGGCCGAAGAGAAGCAGAGGGACAUUGUGGUGCCUGCAGACAUUAAAAAUGUGACGGAGAAGAGUCAUAAAUUUGAAGAUCAACUCAAGGAGGACUCUGGGGUGUCUGUAAAGCCCAAGGAUGACUCGGAGAAGAGUCAUAAGGUUGAAGAGGAGCCCAAGGAGUAUUCUGGGGUGUCUGUUAAGCCCAUGAAUACCACAGAAAAGAGUCAUAAAGUUGAAGAGAUGGUUAAGGACAUUGGAGUGCCUGUAAAACCCAAGAAUGUCACGCAGAAAAGUCAUAAGGUUGAAGAGAAGCUCAAGGAGAACUCUGGGGUGUCUGUAAAGCCCAAGGAUGACUCGGAGAAGAGUCGUAAGGUUGAAGAGGAGCCCAAGGAGUAUUCUGGGGUGUCUGUUAAGCCCAUGAAUACCACAGAAAAGAGUCAUAAAGUUGAAGAGAUGGUUAAGGACAUUGGAGUGCCUGUAAAACCCAAGAAUGUUACUCAGAAGAGUCAUAAGGUUGAAGAGAAGCUCAAGGAGGACUCUGGGGUGUCUGUAAAGCCCAAGAAUGACUCCGAGGUAUCUUUAAAACCCAAGGAUACCACGGAGAAGAGUCAUAAAGUUGAAGAGAAGCCCAAGGACAUUGGAGUGUCUGUAGAGCCCAAAAAUGUGAUGGAGAAGAGUCAUAAGGUUGAAGAGAAGCCCAAGGAAAAGACUGGAGAGCCUGUAAAAGCGAAACAUUUUACAGAAAAAUGUAACGAAAAAGUUAAAGAAAAGGUCAAGGAAGACUCUAGGGAUUCUGCACAGGAGCCCAAGAGUUUCACCGAAAAAAGUCAUAAACUUAAAUUGACGCCCAAGGAAGACUUUAAGGUGUCUGUAAAGCUCACAGAAAACUGUAAAGAACAGCUAGAAGACGAGCCCAAGGGAGACUCCGUGGAUCUUGUAGAGCCCAAGAAUAUCACCGAGACGGUUAAAGAUAAGUCUAAGGAAGACUCUGUAGAGCCUAUACAGCUCAAAACUUUUACCGAAAAUAGUUCUAAACUUGAAGAGAAGGAAAAAGACUCUGGGGAGUCUGUAAAGCCCAAGAAUCUCACGGAGAAAAAUUAUAAUGCUAAAGAAAAGUCCAAGGAAGACUUUGGGGUGUCUGUAAAGUCCAAAAAGUUUACAGACGAGUGUAAAGAAAAACUUGAAGAUGUGCCCAAGGGAAACUCUAUGGAUCUUGGAGAGCCCAAGAAGAGUCAUAAGGUUGAAGAGAAGCUUAGGGAGGAAGAAGACUCUGUGAAGACCGACCAUAAUGUUAAAGAGAGGCCCAAGAAAGACGCUGAGAUGUCUGUAAAGUUAAAACAUCCUGCAGAAAUCUUUAAAGUUCACGAAACACAUAUGGAAAGCUCGGGAGAGUCUGUCAAGCCCAACAGUUACAUUGAAAAGAACCGUAAGGCUGAGGUGAAGCUCAAGCAAGUCUCGGGGGUACCUGUAAAGUCCAAAAAUCUUACUGAAGAGAAUGAUAAACUUCAAGAGAAGCCCCAGGACUCUGGGCAAACCGCAGAGAAGACUGUAAAAUCAGCAGAGCAAGUGCAGGAGUUAAAAAUGGGCGGUCAAGAAGUGAAAGAAGCGAAGCCAGAGAUUGAAGUAACAGUUUCAAUGGAGAAGCUUACCGAAACGAGAGAAAUUGAAAAAAAGCGUGAGGUGUCUUGCCUUGCAAUAAACGCAAAAGUAAACGAUGAUAUUCAUGAAAAAUUAGUAUCAUGUGGCCCGCUAAUUCCUGUUAAAGGCGCGAACUUCAAAUCUGAAACUGGAAUUGCUCAAAUUGCGCAGUUAGAGCCCAACAAUCUUACCGUAAACAAAUCCUCGACACAUUUAAAGCCAAAAUUGGACCCUUGGACCUCGGCAGAAAUUCCAGCGAGUAGCGAGUGUGAAACCAGUGAAACCUACUUUCAAGAUUUCGAAUUCGCCGUUUCUCAUCAGGAGGAAGUAAACGAUAGCCCUAAAGCGCCCGAUUCGCCAUCCCCUUUUAUGGACCCGUCGGUGCUUCAACACUUGACCGAGGUAUGUGUUAAGAGCGAAGAAGUUGUGUGUCCAGUGAAAGAACCAACUGGAGAAUUAAAACUGGACCCAAUAAUUAUUCCUGCUAGUAUACAGGAAACAGUUGACAACAAAGUGACCCAAGAUGAUCUAAAAUCAUUACCGAAUACCCGGAAUGACAAGCCUAAAAUCCAAAAAGUGAAAAUAAGCUCAGAUUUGCUGGAUUUAAACCAGGAUCCCCCUGCAGAACAUAAACUGAUAAAAUGCAAGCAACUCAAUCAGUCGGACAAGAAACUCUAUAUAGUCCUGGACAACAUCAUGGAAAACGUCUCGAAACAAGCGAAAAAGCGCCGCCUAUCAAUGGAAACAAUUUCCCCGGUAAAGAAGAAACUGGACCUGCUAGUAAUCCCCCCUGGUGAACUGGAAAGUGGCCCGCCACCGCAAAAAAUCACCAGGAGAACCUCCACGGUAGAACCGCUCGAAAAAAGAAACGUGGAAGUCGAAUACCUGCCGCAGAACCUCGACUUGCAAAUCCUGGACCAUGUACAUCAAGGGAUUGACAACUCCGCCACGUUGCCGGAAAUAAACGACGGGUUUCAAGACUCCCAUUUAUUUUAUACGAACCCGCCGGCACCGCAGCCUCCGGUUAUGGACCAGCAGCAGUUCGAGAGCGCCUACGGGAGCGCCUUGGAGUUCGACUUCUUCGAGAACGAAAGUAUCGUGGCGAACAACUACUCGAUCGCUAAUCCGGAUUUCGAUAUAAAUUUCUUCCCGGAUAACGCGGUCAUCACGUCCGUGUUAAGCACUUUGGCUCAAGGUGGUGGAGGAGGGAUGAAAACCGAUGCGACCACCCCGAGUAACGAAACCGCCCAGAAGUUUGAACAUUCGUAUUCAUCGUACGGAAACGGUGGGGCGGAAGUGAAAAAAUGCGACGCGGGGAUUUCCCGAUCCAGGGAGAAUGCGAUGGCGGACACUGCGUCCGCUAUCGAGUCCAUACUGAGCGAGGUGGAUACCGUUUUUAAUAGUCAAGGUGCCAGUGGACACGUGGUCGGACAAAUUGGUAAUUAUGAUCCAGUUUAUCCGGAAGGGAAUGCUAGUAAUUUGCCAGCACAAGCAACUCCACAAUCACCAAAACCGUCGACGGUCCAACAAACGAUGGACUCGAUGAUCGGGGGUUGCACUUUGGAGGCCACCUUAGACGAGCCGAACUUGCAGGAUCUUUUCCAAUGUAACACGAUCCACGAACGGGGCAUUUCCAACAUAAAAUCGGUCGGGGUGGAGGAUUCCGUGGAGAUCGAUGCAUUAGACGAACCGAAUCACGCUUUGCAGGCCCUCUUUUGUCUGCACAGCUCGAAGCUGCAAGACGCGGACUUAAAGUCGUUGGAUAUCGAUGAUGUGGUUAUUAGAGAGGCUGAGGCUCAAUUGAAUACCAGUGGGGACAGUGACAAGGCGAAAAUUAAACCGGUGAUCAACAAGGAACAAGAAAAGCUGAAAACGCAAAAAUCCGAUAAGAGAACGUUGACUUUUAUCCAAUUGAAAGCCCUUAAGAAACCGAUCGAAGUUAAGAAACCCCAGCCAAUGAUAAUCCCUACGAGAACGUCGAAUAGAUCGAGACCGAAACCACCGCCGAGGAGGAAAAUCGUCGAUUUCGCGGGGCCGGUUCAGGGUUUUGUGACGGUGAAACCUCCCCACGAGUUACUAGUGACCGAGGAGGGAUCGACUAUCAAACAAAUGGUGGUAAAAGUCGAAGAAAAUGUUGAAAAACUGCCUGAAAUUAUUAAUGUAGAAGUGACUAAGGAUGAUAGGGUGUCUGCGACAAUAAUUCAAAACAAACCUGAACCUACCAUAGAGGAACUACCGAAAGAACCCCCGCCGGUACCGCAAACUAUGGAUUCGAUGAUCGGCGGCUGCUCCAUAGAACCCAACCUGGACGAGUCGAAUUUGCAAGAAUUUUUCCGAUGUCACACCGCCGGCAUGAAACCGGCCGGCGUGGACGAUUCGAAUUCGAGCAUAAGCGGCUCGUUGGACGGCGGGUUGGACGAGUCGAACUUGCAGCCGCUUUUUUAUUUGGAACCGGGCAGUUCCAAGCACGAGGAACUUCACUAUGCCGACUUGAAGUCUUUGGAUAUUAUCGAUGACGUGGUGAUCGGGGAUACGGAGGAGUCCGAAUUAAAUACCAGUUUUGAUAUGAGCCAGUUGGAGGAGGAGACGAAAGGUGCUGAGGAGGUUCUCGAGGUGCCUUUAAAUAACCCUAUGGGUGAACACGAAAUAGAUUUUAAAACCGAGGAGCCCGAGCCGGAACUGAAGAUAAAAAACAAAAAGAAAACUUCAAGUAGAACAUCGGCCAGGUGCAAACCGAGAAAAGUCCCUUCGGAACGCAGCAGCGUCCGCGUUAGGCCUUUACACGAAUUAUCCUUAGAAAAACCAUGCGUACUCAAGUUGCCGGAGGAGAAAAUAUUGGAUUUACCAUCGGCAGAUAUUGGCGCUUCUGUCAGUUUAGAGUCGAAACCUUCAUGUGGUAGGAGUGCGGCCAUAAGAAAACCGCUGCCGCCCCACAGAUCCCCACUGAGAGAAGGCACCAGACAAGCCACGAAAAUCCUCAACAAGGCCCUGCAAAUCAGUCAAACGGAAACCGAAAAGAAGGAAGAACUUCCGAAGUCUCUUGACCCGUUUGACCUCCUCAAGGACGUGCCGAACCAACCUUUAUUCGAAAAACAACAAAAAGAAGCGGAAAAAUUGAAUAAGAAAGCGCGUAAACGACCCGCUUCGAAGACCUGUCUUAAAGAGGAAAGUGAUAGUGACAGCGGCACCUGGGAUCCAGAGGAGGGCACUUGCAAAAAACCGAAUAAAUCCAAAAGUGAUCCCUACCAAUUGGAAUUUGUGCAGUCUCCUGAUAGUACCGUGUACGAGAGUAACGACAUAAACUGGGUAAACUCGGAAGGUUCGAAGAACAAAACGAAGACUGAUUCGAAAAAAUGUAAAAGUGACCCACAUGAACCCGGAGUUAAGGAAGACAUUAGUUACAAUAAGCAUACAGGGCAAAAAAGCAAAACGUAUAAGCAGGAAUCUCAUAAAUGCAAAAGCGAACCAUACCAGCCUAGAUUUGAGGAAUCCAGAAGAACCACCAGUUCCAAAAAGGAUGAUGCGCUUCACAAUUCAGAAGGAAAUAAACCACAUUCGUCAAAAUCUCACCCGAAUUCCCAAAGUCAAGAGAAUCCUCGGAUAAAGUGGAAAGACGUUCAAUACGGUUGGCUACAAAAGCUUCCGGAAAUCUACUUCCAUCGUUCCGGAAACACGUUGGACAGGGACGGAACUUCUGUAAAGGGAUCAACUUACAGCACGUGACAUUUCCGAAAUCCAUAUCCACCCAAUCCCUGAGAAAUAAUCCUAAGACACCCCCAACAUUUCCAGAAAACGAAGCAAAUAAGGAAAAUGUAAAUUCAAUAAUUUGAGAGGGUGCUACCCAAGCAUUUUUGCAUGAAUUUUUACCUAAAAGACAUCCAGUUCAUGUAGUGAGAGCUAAGAUAGUAUUAGAAUUGUAUAAAAUAAUCCCAAUAAGUUAAAACGCUUUUUUUUUCAUUGAAGAGUAUUCGAUGACUCGUGACUUAUUUGGUUACUUUUUUAAAAUUAUUUAUUUAAUGUAAAAAGUAUGUAAUAAGACUUCAAAUACAUUGUGUAUAAUUACUGAUUGUAAAUAUAAUGUUAGUUCUUGUAAAUACUUUAUGGUAAUAGUAAAUAGUUUUACACAUAAAAAA
Anthonomus grandis grandis is the source of this 18025-nucleotide messenger RNA. RefSeq names its product titin-like. The transcript is spliced from 22 exons. Bases 618 to 17615 code for a protein of 5665 amino acids. The record is from RefSeq and is a predicted model, not a curated record. Lineage: Eukaryota; Metazoa; Arthropoda; Insecta; Coleoptera; Curculionidae.